Molecule: messenger RNA, 3055 nt
Organism: Prinia subflava (tawny-flanked prinia)
Lineage: Eukaryota; Metazoa; Chordata; Aves; Passeriformes; Cisticolidae
Gene: ZNF692
Product: zinc finger protein 692
Exons: 12
Coding region: 136-1857 (573 amino acids)
Biological process (GO): regulation of transcription by RNA polymerase II
Cellular component (GO): nucleus
Source: RefSeq, a predicted model, not a curated record
CCGCGGCCCCACGCGGGGCGGGGGCGGGGCCUCCGCCAUCUUCGCCGCGGCCCCUCAGCGGCGUGAGCGGCGCGGGGCUGGGCCGGGCGGCUCUUAAAGGGGUCACGGCCCGCGGUGGGGCCCUCUAGGCGGGAGAUGGAGCGCGGAGCAGCACAGGAGGCCCCCGAGUGCGUGCGGCGCCAGAAGCGCCGGGAGCUGGACGCGCGGCGCAGCAAGUGCCGCAUCCGCAUCGGGGGGCACCUGGAGCGCUGGUGCCGCCUCAAGGAGCAGCUCGGAUUUGCCCUGCACUCCCAGCUGGCCCAGUUCCUCCUUGACAGGUACAGCUCUCCUGGCUGCACCUGGAGCCCAGGAGAGCUGGAGCGGCUCCAGCCGGCUGCCCUGCAGCGCCUGGUGGUGCUGACCCACGGCCACGGCCAGGAGUGCGGCUUCGUGCCGGACGUCCAGCUGCCAGCACCGGGCAGCACGGCCCCGCUGGUCUGGGAGUGCGUGGCCGGGCACCGCUUCUCAUGGGGGGGCCCCGGGGGUCCCAGCAGCCCCCCCUUGGACCCCCCGAAAGCGGCGCAGGGAUGCAGCCCCUCCCCGGGCGCCGGGCGCCGGCGUUCGCUCCGUAAGGCCGGGCCGGAGGGAACGGCCGAGUCACUCCAAGGUGACAGGGAUCGGGGUGAGGAGCUGGGAGCUGGUGACAGUGGUGGCACAGCCUCCCAGGUGCCUCUGGAGCCAGGGCCUGUAGCAGCAGCUGGUGAGAGCAGCACCAGCCCCGGGGAUGAGGCAGAGCCAAGAGUUGAGCCCCAAGAGGAAGAGGAGGACGAGGACUUUGCUGAGGGUGACGACCUGGCCUACACUGAUGAUCUGCGUGAUAAGAACUACCAGCCGUCCCUGGACAGUGACUCAGAGCCACGGCGAUGCCAGGGCCAACCCAAGGCCCACAAGAAGCCGAUCAAGGAGGAGCAGCCCCUGCUGGAGCCGGCCCUGCCCAGCUCUGGCCCCUUGGAGGAGAAGAGUGGACAGGUCAGCUGCCAGCAGCAACCACGGGCGAGUGACAAGGAUGCAGCUCAGAUCGGCCCCAAGAGGAUCAGGAAGGCGGCGAAGCGCGAGAUCCUCCUGUGCGACUUCGAAGGCUGUGGCAAAAUCUUCUCCAACCGCCAGUACCUGAACCACCACCAGAAGUACCAGCACGUGCACCAGAAAACCUUCACCUGCUCUGAGCCCACCUGCGGGAAAUCCUUCAACUUCAAGAAGCACCUGAAGGAACACGAGAAGCUGCACAGUGACAAGCGCGAUUACAUCUGUGAGUUCUGCGCGCGCUCCUUCCGCACCAGCAGCAAUCUGAUCAUCCACCGACGGAUCCACACGGGGGAGAAGCCGCUCCAGUGUGAGAUCUGCGGCUUCACCUGUCGCCAGAAAGCCUCUCUGAACUGGCACAUGAGGAAACACGACGCCGACUCCUUCUACCAAUUCCCGUGUGACGUAUGCGGGAAGAGGUUUGAGAAGCGGGACAACGUCACUGCCCACAAGAGCAAGAGCCACCCCCGGGGGCUGGGGGGACCCCCGCAGCCCGAGGGGAUCCGGCAGCACCUGGAGGCCCCUGGGCCGCUGGAACCUCUGGAGCUGCUUGGGGAGGUCCUGGGGAGUGGGGGGGACACAGGGAGGACCCCGCUGGAAUGUGGCGGGGGGGACGUUAGGCAGGAUCCGGGCACGUCCCAAGGCCAGGGGAUGGGCAAGCGGGGGGUCCUAGAGGGCUUGUCCCCCAGUUUGGGGACUGCAGCAGGAUCAGGGACAAUGCUAGACCCUGCAGCUGCUUCAGGUGCCAAAACUACACCGGAGAGACAAAACUGGGGAAAAUUCCAGGGUUUUUAGCCAGUCCUGGGGGAAAUCCCAGUUUUUCUGCCAAAUCCCAGAUGAAACCCCAAGUUUUCAGCCAAAUCCCUGGGGCAAAUCCUAGUUUUUCUGCCAAAUCCCAUCUUCCCCUUAAGCCCAGCAGUAUUGCCACAGGUGGAUCCUCAAUAAAAACUUAUUUUGGGUAAAAGUGGGAUUUGGUGCCAGAUUUUUAUGGAAAAAAGAUGGAAAAGUGAGAUUUGGGUAGUUUGGGCACAGGAAAAGGGGUUGGAGAAGAGGUGGAGACACCAAACACUCAGGAAUUUGGGACCCAAAACUGGGAUGAGAGGGAGCUCCCAGUCAGGCUGUACUCCCAAACUGGGAUGGGUGGGAACAGACCACUGAGCUGUGCCUCCAAACUGGGAUGACAGGGAGUGCCCAGUGGGGCACUGGGAGCUCCCAGUGCUUCGAAUUUUUCCUUUAAACUUUAAUUUUCAUUUAAAACUGACUCAAACCGCAAUCUGACCUUACAGAUACUUGAAGCUUCAAGUUGGGACCAUUUAGUGAAUUGCAAGGGCCCCCAAAACCCCUCGGUGCUCUACCCCAGCAGGCCAGGGACGAGGGCACGUCUCAGUCCCAUUCCCUCCUGAGCAGGCGCAGCUUUUCUUCCUCCCCCAGGACCAAAACCCCCCAAAUUAUCAGAUUUUAGGAGUUUUUUUUGCACAGCAACUUUUAUUUCCCCACUAACAGUGACAGGGCAAAGGACACGAACAGCAGCAGAGGGGAGGGCACAAGGGGAGCAGGCAAGCGCAAGAUCACACCUGGAACACAGACCCCCAGUCCCCUAAAACCCCCGGGCCUGGGUUUGGGGUGAUCCCAAAUAUCCACAGCCCCUUGCUGGGAUCCCAGUGCUCCAGGGGCUCAGAAUUUAGGGGGAUUGAGGGAUGAGGAGGGAAAUGGGGGGGACAAUGGAGGGAGUGGGGAGAGAAAGGGGGGGGCAAUAGAGGAGAUGGGGAGGUCACCCAGCGACAGCAGGAUGGGCUCAGCCUUUUCCCCAGGGGGAGAUGGGAUGGGAUGUGGUGACUUGCAAAGCAACGGUGUCCAAGGGAGGGAUGACACUCCCCUCCACACAGCGUUUUAGGGGGAAGGAGGGACACAAAGCUUUGGCUAGUAUACAAAGUAGGAUGAGAUCAGCCUCUCCCUGUUCCAUGGGGCUUCAACUCCAAAGAAAAACACAAAA